ACAUGGCCAACGGUCGUCCGGAAGUUUCUGAUCUUCUGAAUGGCGUAAACAGAAGUCGUGUUAGUGUCGUGAGCCUUUCUAAUUCAUUCGAUGAUACGCUACAUCCCAUGGCAAGCUUUGAACAAGUUGAACGGGAUAUGAUGAGAAGAGAUGUGGAAUAUUCCCAUUCUGAUCGUUUGUCGUCUUUGGAAAGAUUGGAAAUAUUAUCUUCAAGAAGUAUUACGGGGGAUGAUAGUUCAUUUUCUAUAUUUGGUGGUUUCCUAUCAGAUGAACGAAAUAACCGAAGAUUGCAAACAGUUCUUAGCAAUCUUUCUUUAAACGCAUGUGGUUAUGGAGACGGUAUUUACCCUAGAAGAAUAAUUCCAGACCCAGUCAAUUUCCUCGGUCUCAAUCGCGCAAAUAGAAAAGAUUCGACAAACAGUGAUCGAAAAGUCGGUAGCGUGAUUCGUUCGAGGUGGUUCACUAGUUCGGUUGGGAACGGAGUGAAUGAGGAUGUGCCUGAUGUUGAUGUGGCACCUGUUGGCUUAACCAAGUCCUUCUGUGUGACUGCGUUUACCAUUCUUCGAGAGCUUUUUCGUAUAAAAGAAAAUGCCUCUUCUGCAGAAAAGUCUUCAGAGCAUGUGAAAGGAGAAGGUUCUCAUUCUGAAGCAGCAAUUGAUAAUCAAGAAAAUAGUGCAGCAAUGGAGGGUUUGGAAGAGAAUAUUGGAUCUAUGGAAGAAUCAAAUGAAGGGGAAAAUAUUAUUCUUUCGACAGAUGAUAAUAAUUAUAACUCUUUGGUUUCUUCUCUGUCGGAUCCAAAUAGGCCCAAUGAGAUGGAAGGAGUCGUUACUGAGACAAGGGAAGAACACUCGCAAGGUUUGGAAGAAGAUGGCACUUCUCAACUAUCGACUCGAAGGGAAUUAUCUACGACACCUCAGCUUCCAGGUGGUUUGACGGUUGAUGCACCUGCGAAUGAAGAUCCUGCCAUUAUUGAAGCAGCUAUUAGGAAUACGGGCAUUGACCCAACCUUUCUUGCAGCGCUUCCGGAAGAUGAACGUGCAGAAAUUUUAGCCUCACAUAUUGCACAGUUGGCUACUAGAAAUACAGCGAGUGAAGCUCAAACUAUGGAUGAAAAUGUCUCCUCACUGAAUGAAGAAUUUCUGGCAGCAUUGCCUCCCGAGAUUCGACGAGAAGUAGUGGAACAAGAAGCAGAAUAUCGACGCCGAAGAGAGAGAGAACAAGAAUUAGGUGCAGAGUCAUCGGCGGAAGGAAACUACAAUGGAAGCGAUCUUGAUAAUGCUUCAUUUUUAGCCACUUUGUCUCCUGCACUUAGAGAAGACAUACUUGCUACUGCAGAUGAGACCUUCCUUUCUACAUUACCACCUUCGAUGGUUGCAGAAGCCCGUAUGAUUCGUGAAAGGUCCUUUCGUCGUGGAAGACAUAUGUCUUCUUUAGAAGAACUUACGUCCGGUGGCAUCUCUGGUUCAAGACAGUCUUCAUCUUCUAAUAGGAACCGUUAUGGAGAACAUCGAGAGGGUUUAUUAAUUGCCCUUGCAAAAGGUGAUUCUAAUGUAGAGGAUCCUAGAGAAGGAUAUCCUGUUUUUUCUGUGGAUGCACUAUAUGCAUUGGUCAAUCUGUUUUUAAGGUCGAGCUCAGAAAUGAAACAAAAACUAUUUUACGUUAUUGUUAGCUCAUGUUCGCAUCGAGAUAUUCGUCAAAGACUUUCAAAGAUUCUGUUGUGUAUUUUGUCGCCUUCUCUAAUAGUGCAAGAUGGAAAUGAGAAUCCUGAACAAUAUUUGGCUCCGGAUAUUCGACAAUCGAUGCAGUCGGACCCGGUGUAUUAUACAAAGAUUGUAUUGGACUUAUUAACGGGAUUGGUUAGUAGAGAUGAUAGAAUGGCUUCCUGUUUUCUUCAAUGUUGUGGAAAGGAAGCUUCUUCUCAACCCGUCUUUGUAGCGUUGGUGAAUCUUUUGACCAGCCCUUUCUUUCAGGAAAAUAUCACUUUAGCUCAAAACUUGGUAUCUUUACUGAAUACCGUUAUCUAUCAUGCUCCGUUUUUGUUGGGUUCGAAGAAAGUGGAACAAACCCCUUUGACUGAAAAUGACUCUGCUUCGGAAGACUCUGAUCGAUCCUCUCCAAGUAGAACAUCGGAGCAACCAAGUCAUGAAACUACCAAUGUGUCACAGAGCAAUCCUAGUAAUGAUAAGAUGACUGACACAGUUACAGAUUACUUAUCAAGUCUGGACUUUUGUGUGAGUCCACAAGUCAUGUCUCAGUUAAUACAAUUGUUUCCUCCCGACACAUUUACAGAAAAGAUGUUUCAUCGAGUCUUUGUUCUGAUCGAAGUAUUAUGUAAGUGGUCCAAAACCAAUCAAAUGAAUGCAUUGGAUACCCUGUCAUUAGCAACUUGUGACUUGGGAAAAAUGGUUACCAAUCGGUUGAGGCAAAUAGUAAACAACAUAGAAAAGCGAAUGGAAGAUGACAAGAAAAUAGAUGAUAUUUUGGAAGAGUUUGCAGAUUCUAGAAGCACUGAGGAACUACAACUCGUUCGAAUUGUCCGUAGUUUUUCUAGUCUAAUCCGUCAACUUAAAGAGGAAAAGGAGACAGCUAAGAGAGCUGAAGAAGCAAAAGUACAUUUGCUGAGGGAAUUGAAGCCAUUGUGGGAUGCAUUGAGUGAUAUGCUCAAAUAUUUGGAAGCAUCUUUUUCGGAUGGAAGAUCGCAAACAAAGCUAGCAGCGAAACAGCAGAAGAACAAUCUGUUAGAAGUUGUAAAGACUUUGAGAGAAAACCGUUCAGGACGUCACAAUUUGCAACCUUCUUUAGCUCGUAUUUGGCCAGUGAUGGAAACCUUUCUCAUUGCACAUGAUGAUGUUAAGGAAGACAAAGGAGAGCCAACUCCAUCUGCAGAUUUGUAUGAUGGAAAGAAGCGUUCAGCUGAAGAAGUGGAAUUGAUGAAGUUUCUGGAGCAACAUCAGGAAUCAUUCAAUGGAAUUCUUCGAACGAAGCCCAUGUUACUUGAAAGAAACUUUCGAGCAGCGCUCCAAUUUCCGCAGUUUAUUGACUUUGAUAAUAAGAAAGCCUACUUUCGUAGUCUGUUGAAGAAGAAGUAUUCUUCCAAUCGGUCUUCCAUUCGUAUUCAUGUGAGACGUGAACAAGUGUUCGAAGAUAGUUAUCAUCAAUUAAGGCUUCGAACACCGGAAGAAAUGAGAGGUCAACUUCACGUUCAGUUUGUGGGUGAAGAGGGUAUCGAUGCAGGCGGUGUGACAAGAGAAUGGUAUACUAUUCUGGCGAGGAAGAUAUUCGACCUCAAUUAUGCGUUGUUUAUCAAGUCGGCUGGAAAGAGUUCCACUUUUCAACCCAACCCUUUGUCUUAUGUGAACGAAGAUCAUUUGGGUUUCUUCAAAUUUGUUGGAAGAAUCAUUGGAAAAGCAAUAUUUGAUGGUCAAAUAUUGGAUGCUUACUUUACUCGUUCAUUUUAUAAACAUAUGUUGGGUAUCAAACCUAACUAUCAUGACCUCGAAGCAUUGGAUCCCGAUUACUACAAAUCAUUACAGUGGAUAUUGGAAAAUGAUAUUACUGGACUACUGGACCUCACAAUGAGUGCUGAAAUUGACGAAUUUGGCACCACAAAAGUGGUUGACUUAAUACCCAAUGGAAGAUACAUCCCAGUAACUGAAGAAAACAAAGUGGAAUAUGUGAAACUGGUGACUGAUCUGAGAAUGACGAGAUCCAUACAACAUCAAAUCAAUUCCUUUUUGGAAGGAUUUCAUGAACUGAUUGCACAGGAAGAUAUUCGAGUGUUUAAUGAAAUAGAACUUGAAUUGUUGAUGAGUGGCUUACCCGAUAUCGACAUUGCAGACUUGAAAGCAAAUAUUGAAUAUUCAGGGUAUACUGCAUCUAGUCCACAAAUACAAUGGUUCUGGCAAGCUGUAUCGGAAAUGAGUAAAGAAGACCAUGCAAGACUUAUUAUGUUCAUAACUGGAACAAGUAAAGUUCCUUUGGAAGGCUUCGGAGCUUUACAAGGAAUGGAUGGUCCACAAAGAUUACAAAUUCAUCGAGUACCUGGAGACUCUCUUCGAUUACCUUCGAGUCAUACUUGUUUUAAUCAUUUGGACUUGCCAGAAUAUGAUAGCUAUGAAAAGUUAAAGGAACGUCUGUUGACUGCCAUACGUGAAGGUGGUGAAGGUUUUGGUUUUGGAUAAAACCAACAUUUGCAACUAGUUGCGACAUUUUACUAGAUAUUCAAUAUGUUUGCAAGUAAUUUUUAACUGCGGUUGGUAGUUGUGUGGUACUUGUUUCACUAUCUUCUUGUGUUGUCAAUCGCGUUUCAAGUGUACCACUCGUAUCACCAUAUCGCUUUUUCAAGUCUUCCAAAUAAAAACUGGACUCGAGACUUUUCUUCGUUUGGUUGUUGACUUGUUGUUUCCUUUCACUCGGUUCAGACUCCAACGAACGUCGUCCAACAGAUAGUUCCUUAGACUUUGUCUCCUUAUCUAUUGGUUCCUUUGCCUGUUGAAAAUCUUCCCUUUUUCUUUUUUUUAAAGUUUGCGAAUCUUCCGGAAACAUCUCGUUCAACUGCUUCUCUACUUCUCUCUGUACAAUAACCGGAAUUCUUGGCAACACCACGUCAAAAAACUUUGGUUUGGACAACAACUCUCUCACAAACUUUCCAAUACUAGUCGGUUGCGAGUUGUAU
Galdieria sulphuraria is the source of this 4675-nucleotide messenger RNA. RefSeq names its product ubiquitin-protein ligase E3. The record is from RefSeq and is a predicted model, not a curated record. Lineage: Eukaryota; Rhodophyta; Bangiophyceae; Galdieriales; Galdieriaceae. Gene Ontology annotation, molecular function: ubiquitin-protein transferase activity. Gene Ontology annotation, biological process: protein polyubiquitination; proteasome-mediated ubiquitin-dependent protein catabolic process; positive regulation of protein catabolic process. The transcript has a single exon. The annotation marks the transcript as partial.